This is a messenger RNA of Penicillium pulvis, 825 nucleotides long. RefSeq names its product Bcboa17. The transcript has a single exon. Lineage: Eukaryota; Fungi; Ascomycota; Eurotiomycetes; Eurotiales; Aspergillaceae. The coding region runs from base 1 to 825 and encodes 274 amino acids. The record is from RefSeq and is a predicted model, not a curated record.
AUGUCGAAAGUUUGGCUUAUCACUGGGUCCUCUCGUGGCCUUGGCCUUUCCAUCGCCGAAGCUGCUCUCAACAGCGGAGACGCUGUCAUCGCUACUGCUCGUAAGCCUGAGCAGCUUGCUGAUCUUGUCGAGAAAUAUGGCAACGACCGCGUCCUUCCAGUCGCUCUCGACGUGACAAACAACGACCAAGUCCUCCAAGCUGUGAAGUCUGGACAUGAGAAAUUUGGCCGCAUCGAUGUCGUCGUCAACAACGCAGGGUAUGCCAAUACAGCAUCCAUCGAGGAUAUUGAUAUCGACGACUUCCGCGCCCAGGUUGACGCCAACCUCAUGGGCGUCGUCUACGUCUCUAAAGCUGUGCUUCCUAUCCUUCGCCAACAGAAAUCAGGCCAUAUCAUCCAGAUUUCUUCCGUUGGUGGACGUAUCGGUAUUCCAGGCCUUUCCGCUUACCAGUGUGCUAAAUGGGCUGUUGGUGGAUUCUCCACGGUAUUGGCUCAGGAGGUGGCCCCCUUUGGAAUUAAGGUUACGGUUCUUGAGCCUGGUGGUGUCCGAACCGAUUGGGCUGGCUCAUCUAUGCAGAUUCCCCCUGUCCGCGAACCCUACCAGCAGACAGUUGGUAUCUUUGCCAAGUUCCUUCGUCAGUUAUCUGGAACAGAGAUGUCUAUGCCAAGCAAAGUCGCCGACAUUGUGCUUAAAGUUUUGGAUGAAAAAGAGCCUCCUCUUCGUCUUCUUGUUGGCCCUGAUGCGGUGGAACAUGCUGGGAAGGCUGCUGAGACACUCAGUGCCUCUGACAAGAAGUGGCAAGAGCUGAGCUUUUCGUCAGCUUAG